Myxocyprinus asiaticus (Chinese sucker) is the source of this 3590-nucleotide messenger RNA. RefSeq names its product calcium-independent phospholipase A2-gamma-like. The transcript is spliced from 10 exons. Bases 338 to 2512 code for a protein of 724 amino acids. The record is from RefSeq and is a predicted model, not a curated record. Gene Ontology annotation, biological process: arachidonate metabolic process. Gene Ontology annotation, cellular component: membrane. Lineage: Eukaryota; Metazoa; Chordata; Actinopteri; Cypriniformes; Catostomidae.
CACUCUGAUUGGUUGCUGCUCAGGACGUCAUCUCUUCUGUUUCUAAACGUUUCCUGUCAAAUUUUUCAUUUGGGAUUCAUCCAUUUUUCUGUUUUCAACAUUUAUCUUAACGAAAUGACAGCAAAUAAAAAGGAAUCGUUGGGUUGCUAGUAAAAUGAGAAAAGUUCCCACUUCCUAUAUAAGCACAGAGCCCUUAUCUAACAGAUAUAAAUUGGCUAAAGCUUUAGCACAACAUGAUCUGACUGAGCACUGCAUGAUUUACCAAGUCUGAUGCCAAGUUUACAUAAGUGUGUCUCCAUAAGGAAUAUCCCAAAAGUUCCUCUAGCAACCUCACCGCAUGUCGCGUAUCAGGAGCACACUAGACACAGUCACCAAGGCUGUGAGUGGAACAGUGAACACUGAGCUCCUCUCCAAGAUUACGCGCCUCAAACCCGGUGCGACCCAGGGCAAAACUGUUGAGCUGAAAGUCGAUUGCCCUAAAGCCGAAGCUGAAGCCCUCAUGACCGUAGCAGAACCCGAGCCACCAAACGUGAAAGAGGUGGAGAAAGACAUAGAAUGUCAUAAAGAACCCCCAAAACCUAACAGCAACCUGUCUGCUACCAAAGGGAGUGCAUCCAGCACGGUUGCAAAGCAGACACUGCAACGUUUCCAGCCUGCUGCAUUCACAGCGAACAUGGACGAAACCUACAGUCACUUGGCUGAACAUGUCAACACCUACUUUGGAAGUGACACACGAGAUGACAAAAGAUCACAGCAGGGUAGAGGAGAUACAGACCCCUCCACAACUCAAAUCCAACCUAGUUCUCAUUCCAUUGGUAGUAAAGAUCACGUCCUUAUGGCAGUGCCUGUGACCCAUAGAACUACACCAGAAAUGCCCCCUUUACCACCUGCCAUUGGCCAGGAUGGUGCCGUUCCAAAUUCAGAAGUGCCGGCUUCUCCAUCUCAAGAGGAUGAUGAUUCAGCCAUCCCCAUAUCACCAAGAAAAGGCAUCAGUCAAUACUUGUCCUACCCCAGGCCAAGUGUUCAGGCUUUUGUAGGUAACUACAUUGCUCCUCUGGUUCCAAAGUUCAGAGCGGAUUCCAAAGGCAGUACAGCGGAGAAGGACAAACCGGCUGGAUUGGAUCAGCCAGUGUCACAAGCCACUAAGACAGCAGAAACCAAGGAACAGAAAGAAGCAGAGGAGAAAGCACAGAGACUGCUGUCUCAGAGAGAGAAGAUUAUAGCACGUGUUAGUGUGGAUAACCAAACCAGAGCACUCGUCAAGAGCCUUCAAAGAGUUACUGAUGUGAAGAUUACCAUCAGCAGGGUGGAGGAACUGAGCUUCCACCUCCUGGAGUUUCCAGAGACCAGAGGAGUGGCAGUCACCGAGAAGGUGAUCCCAUGUCUGCUGCGUUUGAGGCAGGCACGGGAUGCCAGUCUGCAGGCUGCAGUGAGGCAGGCUCUGGCCCUGGUGGGCUACACCGACCCAGUGAAAGGCAGAGGGAUACGUGUGCUCUCCAUCGACGGAGGAGGAACCAGGGGAUUGGUGGCUUUACAGGCUUUGCACAAGUUGGAGAGUUUGACAGGGAAGCCCAUCUAUCAACUCUUUGACUACAUAUGUGGAGUUAGUACAGGAGCCAUCCUGGCCUUUAUGUUGGGUGUAUUCCAGAUCCCUUUGAAUGAGUGUGAGGAACUUUAUCGGAAGUUGGGAUCUGAUGUCUUUAAGCAAAACUUGAUAGUGGGCACAAUGAAGAUGGGCUGGAGUCAUGCGUUCUACGAUAGCCAGACCUGGGAGGAGAUUCUAAAAGAAAGAAUGGGACCUGGUCUUAUGAUUGAGACUGCCAAAAACCCUAAAUGCCCCAAGGUGUCAGCAGUGAGCACCGUAGUGAACAGGGGCCUACCACUGAAGGCGUAUGUCUUCAGGAAUUAUAACUUCUUACCUGGGGUUCGCUCACACUACUUGGGGAGUUGCCAGCACAAAAUGUGGCAGGCCAUUCGAGCCUCCUCCGCUGCCCCAGGCUAUUUCCAGGAGUUCGUUCUAGGAAAUGACCUCCACCAGGACGGUGGACUCCUGAUCAACAACCCCACAGCUCUGGCCAUCCACGAAAGUAAGUGUUUGUGGCCCAACACACCUGUACAGUGUGUAGUGUCUCUGGGCACAGGCCGAUCCGAGACAGUCGCCAAGACCGGCUCCAGCACUUACACCAGCUUAAAGACCAAACUCACCAACGUCAUCAGCAGCGCAACAGACACUGAAGAGGUCCACACGAUGUUGGAUGCCCUCCUCCCCCCCAAUACCUACUUUCGCUUUAACCCUCACAUGAGUGAGGACAUUCCAUUGGAUGAGAACAGACAGGAGAAGCUGGACUUUCUUCUGGUGGAAGGCUGUCGCUACCUUGAGCGCAAUGAGAACAAGCUGAAGAAAGCGGCCAGUAUUCUCACUCAAGAGAAGAGCGUCGUUCAGAAGCUGGCUGAGUGGGCACAGCUGAAAACUGACAUGUAUGAUGGUUUUCCCUUUCGCUCCAAACUCUGAAACAUGUCUUAACGCAGUGAAUCUCACUAUCUAAAACAACCUUGCACAACUAAUGACCUAUCUCUGUUUAACAUAUACAGCAGAAACUGGUACACUUUUGUGGAUUUACAUAUUAUGUUGCCAUAAUGUUUAAUCUGAUUCAAGCCUAUUGUCUCAUAUUGAAGUGCACAUUAGAUUAUUGAAAAGGUUCAUGAGGUCAGAUUUCUAAGUGUUUAUUGUUGUUGUCAGUAAUUGUUGACCAUGACUCUGUGGAUGCAGAAGAAGAAAGUUAGAGGCAACACUCUCAGUACUCUUUUCCACUUACUAGCACUUCCUGCUUGUUGUUUUUUGCAAUGUUAUAAUAUAUCAUUGUGAAUGAUUUGCAUUAACUUUGUGAAGGCUGAAGUAAUUGCACUUGCUGUUAUGUAGUGUGUUUCCCCACCAAACCAUGUAGUUGCUUUUUUCUGCACAAUAAUGCUGGUAAGAGUUGACUGAACUUAAUUUAGUUAGCAUGGGGUUAGCUGCUAUAUGCAAACUGAAGUUUGUGUAAAUAAGUAGUUAAAACUAAAACAUUUCAACUAAACUUUUAACUUUAACUUUUUUUAUUAUUAUUAUUCUGCGUGGCUUAUAAUUGUAAACCCUCUAAUUGUGUUCGACCACAAAAGGAACCAACAGCACUUUUUUAAAGACUUUUGCACAAAGUGCUUUAAAAGCACUAAUUGCAGAUGUGUUAUUGCCGAAUUGCUGAAUGCAACACUUGCGUUGGUCACUGUAACAGUUGUUUGGAAAUAAUAAUGAAAUUAUUAUCAUGGACAUGGCUUAUUAUGUUUGAAUGCUUCAACUGCUUUUCAGUAAUGUACAUUUUCAUUUCAACUUCUGUAUGUACUUGGCAGGAAAAUGCCCUACAUAAUUUAUUGAUUCUGUCCAGAUCCAAGUGUUAUAAAUACUGUAAAAUAAUGUUAAUCCUUGAAUGCAUUAAGUAAAAUGACGACUGUCGAAAAUUUAACAGCUUAAUUCAGAAAUCCCAUUUUCCUAAUAACAUCUGAAACAAGAUUCCUUGACAAUUUCUCAAAGAAAAAUAAAGGAUUUUAAAACCUCA